AAAUAUUUUUUGAUUCGAAAAGAUAGUUAUUAUUCUGCAGUGGCCUUUUAGAAAAAUUGGCAUUCCCUCUCAAGGCGUCGAAGAUGCAUGUGACGUCAACUGUAACAGGUUCCAGAAGGCAGAGGCCUGCCAGACGACAACAACCUGUUUGUGUUUGUGUUACUUUUGUUCGAGUCCUUUCUCUAAACCUUUGUUAGUAAAAUGUUCUUGAACACUUGACACGCUAUGUACGUACAGGUUAGAGUAAAUGUCAACACUUGCUAAUUAGAAGUCAAGUACUGAUGUAAUUCCAAGCCAUCCGGCCGUUUAUUGUUGCUGGCAGAAUGUCGUCCUCUGCUGAAUCAUCAACACACACUCCGAGGAAAAGACGCCGAUUAUCUGAGGUAUCGACUCCUUCGAACACUUCUCAAGAAGAAAGUGGCCAUGAAGAUGACAUGUUAGAGUUUGAUUUGGAAGGUCAUGUGGCAUCGCUUUUGCCAAGCAGUUCAGAACAUGAGGAAGGAGCAAACGUCGAAGAAGUUAGUUCUGACUCCGAGGAAAAUUGUAGCCAAACAGAGGAAGAACUGUUAUUGCCAUUCAGAGACAAUGCUGAAGUAAAUCUGUUUGUUGAAGAUCAGCUAAAUGAGGACUUUGAACUGCUUGGCAAUGAUGACUCGGAUCCAGUCGAAAGAAUACCUGAUAAUUUGGGAGAAGACUCGUUAAUCAACACAAGUUUUAUUGCAUACAAUGAAUCAAAGGUGAUAGAUUUUGAGGAUGAAAAAAGUCUUCAGGGUAGUCAACUGAGUAACAAUGAUGCGAAUGAAAAAUUCUGCGACAAGUCAUGCAACCUGUCUGUAAACUCUGAUCCUUUUGAACAAGGUGCUUUUGAUUACUCGCAAAGUGAUCUGGUUUUGAAUUCCCUACCACCUUUAGAGGAUGAGACCAAGGACACUUCUCUUAUUUCAGAGGAAAAUAUUCAGAAAGGCUUGAACUCAUCUGCCCAUGACCAAACACUAUUGGCUACUGAUCAAUUGGAUACAUCUGUGGAGGACCCUAGCUAUUCGAGCACUCCUCUUAAAGAAUACCCCACAUCCACAGCAACUUGCUCUCGUGUCAUCCCCACCAACAUUGAAGCAUUAUUUCUUUCUCCAUCCAACUUAAACAUGAAUGCAAGUUCAAGUGACAAUGAUAAUGAAAGUUCAAGUGACAAUAACAGUGAUCAUGAAGAGACACACUCUGAUUCAGAAAAACAGAGCAGUGACAGUGGAUCAGAAGCUGAAGAAGAACAGCAUGAUUUGUCUCAAUAUUCUGAGUCAAAUAAUGUGUUAGAAAUAGGUGAAUUGGAUGAAUCUACAGAAAACAUCCGUUCAGCAGACAAUGCACUUUCUAAAGCUAUUCUUUUUUCUGAGCUCCAAUUGUAUCCUUCUCCUCUCUGUCAUCUCUCUGUUCUUGAGGGUAUUCUUGACAUUAUGAAUUUGUACUUAAAAAACAAGCUUUCUAAGAAUGGUUUGCAGCGGCUCAUUGAAACUACCUGCAAGUUUCUCCCUACAAACCAUAAUUUACCAACUUCCUCUUAUCAGAUUCUUACAUUUGUUCAGAGCUUAGCACCUCCAGUACCAGCUGUUAAACAUUUUUAUUGUAAAAGCUGUUUUCAUUAUCAUGGUGAAAGUAAUGUUGGUGAAUGUGCCAUCUGCAAAGUGUCAACCAAUUUUGGUCAUUUUUACAUUUUUGAUGUUGCUGCACUUUUAAUAUUUUUUUUUGAACAUAGGAAUUUGGCAGAUCUUAUGGAUAAUGAAGCAAGAAAAAGAAGUAAUAGAGAUCCUAAGCUACUGACCGAUUUAAAAGAUGGUAGUGUGUAUCAAUCUUUAAAUAAAAAUAGAGCGAGGUAUGAUGUGAAUCUUUCUCUUAGUGCUGAUGGUCUUAGAGUCAGAAAGGGAGGCAAAAGUGAAUUAUGGCUAGCAAUGAUUUCAAUUGUCGAGUUGCCCAUUAAUUUGCAAAGGUCUUUUCUAACUGUAGUAGGUGUGUGGUAUCAUUCAGUAAAACCAGACAUGAGAGUGUUUCUUAAACCGUUUGCGGAAUCUUUACAACAUCUUGAUCUAAAUGGUGUUGAGUGGACUCACCCCACCACGGGAGAAGUACAUAAGAGUUGUGUCCGGUUACCAGUCACUAUUUUGGAUGCUCCAGCUCGAGCCAUGGUUCAAAAUAUUAAGGCCUUCAACAGUAAAUAUGGUUGCAAUAUUUGUGAAAUUAAGUUACAGAGAAGUGUACAUGUUCCAGGCCGCAAAGCAGUAAGAGUUUAUCAUUAUGUACCUAAUCCUCCUUUGCGUACUAAAGAAUGA
Thrips palmi is the source of this 2318-nucleotide messenger RNA. RefSeq lists its product as uncharacterized. Lineage: Eukaryota; Metazoa; Arthropoda; Insecta; Thysanoptera; Thripidae. The coding region runs from base 324 to 2318 and encodes 664 amino acids. The transcript has 8 exons. The record is from RefSeq and is a predicted model, not a curated record.